CUGACCUCAAGCUUGACGUGGUGCAAACACAGGAGUCGAGCUGUGCUGCAACAGUUCUGGUAAUUGAUUCCAUAGCAGCCCCUCCGUGCACGCAUCAGCGCUGCGCCUCAGCUCGUGCGUGUGUGCGCGCGUGUGGGAGUGAACCAGAAGCAAGGGAAGAUCCACGCAAGAAGCACAUCCACUUCUCUUGCAGGACAACAAGAAAAAUAGCAGAGCAGCAUUAAAGCGGUCAUGGCCAUCCCCAAGCCGCGCGGCAUCGUCCGGGAGGCUUCCCACCAGAUCAUCGCCGGUGGUUCUGCAGGUCUGGUGGAGAUCUGCUUGAUGCACCCCCUCGAUGUGGUGAAAACCAGGUUCCAGAUCCAGAGAGGAACCAGUGACCCCACCAGCUACAAGAGCCUGGGGGACUGCUUCCGCACUAUUUUCCGCAACGAAGGAAUCUUUGGCUUCUACAAGGGAAUUCUACCUCCCAUCCUGGCCGAGACGCCAAAGAGGGCAGUCAAGUUUUUCACCUUCGAGCAGUACAAGAAGUUGCUGAAUUUGACCCCUUUGUCUCCGGGCCUGGCGCUGUCUGCAGCGGGACUGGGCGCAGGCUUGACCGAGGCCGUGGUGGUCAACCCGUUCGAGGUGGUGAAAGUCAGCCUUCAGGCCAACCGAGAUUCCUUCAAGGAGCAACCGUCCUCGUUCGCUCAGGCCAGACGCAUCAUCAAGUCGGACGGCUUCGGGCUGAAGGGUCUGAAUAAAGGACUGACGUCAACGCUGGGACGCCACGGAGUUUUCAACAUGAUCUACUUUGGUUUCUACUUCAACGUCAAAGAUGCCAUUCCUGCUAACCCGGACCCCACGCUUGAGUUCCUGAGGAAGUUCACCAUCGGCCUGGUGUCGGGGACCAUCUCCUCCUGCGUCAACAUUCCCUUUGACGUGGCCAAGAGUCGCAUCCAGGGUCCUCAGCCGGUGCCCGGAGAGAUCAAGUACCGCACCUGCUUCCAGACCAUGGCUCUGGUCUACCGGGAGGAAGGGUACUUGGCGCUGUACAAAGGUUUGGUGCCAAAGAUCAUGAGGCUCGGGCCAGGUGGCGCUGUGAUGCUGCUGGUCUACGAGUACGUGUCCAAAUGGCUGCAGAGGAACUGGUAAAGACGCCAAAAAGAAAAAAGCGCCUCUGGGAUCGUCCCUCUGCGCACCGUGAUUACCGUAAUACCUGUAAUAAGUGCCUUUAUGAAGUAUCUUAGUGAGUAUACAGCCAAAUGCAAUAUAAUGUGAAUCUUUUUUUUUAAUACCAAAUUUAGUUGUUUUUUAACACCACGCAGUAUUUUAAAUAGAGUACUUUUCAAAUCUUUGGAGGCUUUAUUUCAAGUUCUCAGGAAAUGCAGCAGUCAAUAAAUACACUUCCAAUGAAAACAUCUCAACAGCCAGUAAGUGUAGAAGUAUCUUAUGUAUGCAUGCAGUACACGUACUGCAGGGGUGUCCAAAGUGCAGCUCGGGGGCCUUUUGCAGCCCCACGGUUGUUGUUGGGGGUUUUUUUAUUGGGCCCCCACACGUUCAAAAAAUAUGAUUUAACAAGAAACCUUAAAAUAUAAAGUACAGCAAAAAUAAAGUCAAAAUAUGAAUACAAAAGAAUUAGAAAACGUAAUUUUACGAGAAUAAUGUCUUUAUAUUUUAUAUAUGAGGAAAAAAUACCAUCAUUUUAGCAGCAUAAAGUUGAAAUGGUAAAGAAAAAAGGUGCGGUUUUGUUUCAAGUUGUGAUUUUAUGAGAAACAACCAAAACAAAUAGUUGGAAUUGUUGGAAAAUCAGCUUGUGGAAAAAGUUGCAACGUUACGGCAAUAAAAUCAGAAUAUUAUGAGAAGAGAAUUUACAAGAAGAAACUUAAAAUUGUUGGAAAUUAAAAAAAAAAACAGUAGAAAUUGGGGAAAAAGAGCUGUAAUUUUAAGACAAUAAAGUCAAAAUAUUAAGAGAAAAAGUCACAAUUUUAUGAGAAUAAACUUGUGAUAUUAUGAGGAAAAAUAAUGCCAUUUUAGUAGCAUAGAUUUGAAAUCUUAAAAAAAUGUAUUGUUUUUAAUGUGGUAAUAUGAGAAACAAACUAAAUUAAUGUCAUUUUUGGAAAAUUAGGAUGGAAAAAAGGUAUUUUAUGCAAAUGAAGUCAAAAUAUUAAGGGAAUAAAGUCAUAAUAUGGAACAAAAGGUGAAAUAUUUGGAAUAAGGAAAAAUGGGGGAAAAAGAGCAAAGAGUGAAGUUGAUACUAAUAAUAGGCUUUUUCACGUAUUGGACAAAGCUGAGAUGCAUUCACGUGACUUUCUCUUGGCGAUAAAUAAAGCAUCUUUCUACCUUUUUGGCAUAUCUACUUCAAAAUAUCAAAGUGGCAAAGUUGCAUCCUUUCAUUUUUCCACGAUGUUGCCCUCUCUGGAACCUUUGGACACCCCCGCAUUAGUGCCUUUGCACCGCCACUCGCAUGAUGUGCCAAUCAUGUAGGAUUCAGUCAAAUGUGAUGUCGGGCGCUCGGAGCUGAGCUCGCUCUGCAAACCUCCUCUUGCCGCUCGUUAAGUCGGCGCAGCUUUUGAAGUCGGCCACAGCUCAGGCUCGCCACGGGGGCGGAGUCGACACCCCAAACCCACACGCUUUUUACGUGCAUGCUCACAAAAACGAUAUAUAUGUCAAUAUAUAUAUACGUAUAUAUAUGUUUGAUCCACUUAUGUAGAGCAGCACGAGCGAUAGCUUUGUGUGUGCAUGACUGUGUGCCACUUGUGAACUGAAAUAGGUUGGAUCCAGUAUUUUUUAUUUUAGUUUUUAGUUUUAUUUUUCAUGGAAACUGACAUUUGUCAAUGCAUCUCUUGGGAAAAGAAUAAAAAAAUUGUACUUUUGA
Messenger RNA from Dunckerocampus dactyliophorus (ringed pipefish), 2854 nucleotides. It is a transcript of the gene slc25a21, whose product is annotated as solute carrier family 25 member 21. NCBI's taxonomy places the organism in Eukaryota, Metazoa, Chordata, Actinopteri, Syngnathiformes, Syngnathidae. The record is from RefSeq and is a predicted model, not a curated record. The coding region runs from base 232 to 1131 and encodes 299 amino acids. The transcript has 11 exons.